AUGUUGAUUUCCCUCAUUGCUGUUUCACAGAUUAAGAACAUUACUAUUGCGGAAAAAGGGAAAGACCCAAAUUACAAAAUAAUGGUACCAUCAUCAACUUUAAAAUGCUGGAAAACUGCCGCAAAUGAAUUAAAAUCCGGAAUUCAGAAAAUAACUGGAGUCGAGUUACCUAUAGUUGAACAUUCAGAAGCAUUAAAUGGAAAUUAUAUUCUGAUUGGUCCAACAAAAUACACAUCCGAACUUACAACCUUAAAAAUAAAUGACUUAAAAGUAGAUGGUUAUGAGAUACGCUUUGCACAAGAGAAACACCUCAUUAUCAACGGUGGUUCUCGCGGUGUUAUCUAUGGUUGUCUUAAAUUACUUGAAGAUUUUGGAAAUUGCAGAUUCAUGACAUCCUGGAUGAUGAUAUAUCCACCAUCAAACACAUUUCAAGUUGAUUCAUCCGUUGACAUAUAUGAAAUUGCUGACGUAUUUUGGAGAUCUAUCAGUAUUCCAGAUUCAAUUCCUUCAAUUUACUUAAGAGAGAACUACAAACCAUGGGAUUAUAAUGGAGAUACCGUUCAAUGCUCAUAUUGCUUACAAACUUUCCCAGAAUUAUUAUCACCAGAUUUACAUCCAAACAACAAAUUCCCUGAGUAUUGGGCAUUACUACCUAAUGGAGCAAGAUCAACAAGUGCUCCAUGCUUAACAAAUUCAGGUGCUUUCGAUGUUAUUGUUAAUAAUAUUCUCAACAGAAUGAAAGUAUAUCCAAAUAGUUUGUACAUUGACAUCGGACAUUGGAAUACACAAGAUUAUUGCCAUUGUGCAAACUGUGCGGCUAGAAUGAAGUUAUAUGGAGAUAUUUAUUCUGGACUUUUCGUUGAAUUUUGCAACAAUGUAUCAAAAAUAGUCAAACAACAUGAUCCAACAAAAAUUGUUCGUUGUCUUGCAUAUUUACACACAACUUUUGCCCCAAUUAACAUCAAAAUGAAUGAAAACGUCGAAGUUUAUUUCGCACAUCUCGGCCAAGACAACGCACAUCCAUUAAACAACAGUAUUACAUUUUCCAAUAUGGAAUUCAAGAGAGAACUUGACAAAUGGCUGAAUGUUUCACAACAUUUCCAUGUUUACGAGUAUUUGACGAAUUUUUAUUUACCAAUGUUGAUUCAUCCAAUAUAUCAUUCGGUAUCAGAGAACAUCAAGUAUUACUAUAACAAAGGAAUGAUCGGUUACACGCAGGAAGAUUCAGGAGCACAUUCAGACAUGACUUAUUUCAAACAUUACGUCAUUUCUAAAAUGUUGUUUUAUCCUGAUGGAAAUGAAACUUAUUUUGAAAACGAUUUCCUUUAUCAUUUCUACGGUGCAGGUGCUGCAUCUUAUAUUAGAAAGUUUUUGGAUGUAACUAAAAAGGCGACUGAAAAUGAUCCUGAUUAUUACAUUCCAAACGAUUAUGGAAUGGUUCCGAAUUAUUUGACAGAAAGUUAUCUAAAUUAUGCAAACUGGUUGUGGCAAAAAGCUGUUGAUGCUGCCAAAAAAGAAGGUGAUGAAAAGAAGAUAUUCAACACAGAAAUGGGACAAAUACCUUCAAUGUAUUCAUAUUUUUAUUAUACAUUAUAUAACUCAACAUAUAAAUUGAUUGAAAAGAAUGGAAAAGUUUUUAUUGAUAAUGAAAAAAUUACUGAAUAUUGCAGGAAGAUUUUAGAAAGAUGUCCUGAAGACAAAUCAGCAGAUAAAUAUACAGGAAAAAGUUGCCAUAUUGCAAGAAAGAAAGAUGAUCCUGAUGGAAGAUUAAGACAACUAAAGUUAUAUUUAGAAGGAGAAACAGCAUCAACAAUUUCUCAAGGAAAUUUAAAGGCAACGGCAACUUCAACAAUGAGUGAUGGAAGAGUGUUCAGUUUAACUAAAAACAAUGUUGAAUACUUGGAUAGAAGAAGAGGUUUGGAUUUCGGAUAUUCUAAAUCAUUUAAAUAUGUUGAUUCAGUUAAUUAUGGAUUUAGUCUUAAAACUAGUACUAAAACUAACAAUUUCAUGGAAUUUACAACUUCACCAAUAAUUAAAUCAUAUACAAUUGAUUCAAAUUCUGUUACAUUUAAAGUUAGAAUGACAGUCCAAGGAAAACAAACUCCUGUUUUUACGUUAUGUUUUGAUUUAGGAGAUGUUAAUGAUGUCUUUGUUAAAACAGAUAAUAAUCAAUGGAAGAGACCAGUAUUUCCAGUUAAUUGCACUUCCGAAAAUCAUUAUGGAGAAUCAACUAAAAACAAGAAUUCUGUUUCUGUCUGUUCCCAAAAGACUAAAAGAGGAAUAACAGUUAAUUUCCCACAGAAUUCAAAAUUCUUUACUUUCCUUUUCAACAAAACAUCAAAUACAAUAACGAUGUAUUUAGGAUUUAAUUAUGAUUAUUGGGAUCUUUUUGAAGAACAAAUCAAAGUUACUCCAAUAGAAAAUGUACAAAACUUACCAAAUAUUCCUAUUCCUUAUUCAGAACCAGCACAGAAAACAUGGUUCUUCCCUAUUUUCUAUUUUGCUUCUUCUCCUCAAAAGAAUGAUAAAUGGAAUCCAACAACUGAUGAAAAGAAUACACUUGGAUAUUCAACGAGUGUUGCUCCUAGAGCACAAACUCAUUUAUGGCCAAGUAGAGAUAUAGGAAGAGCUACAGGAAAAAGAGAUGGAAACUUUACUGUUUAUUAUUUAUCAAGAUGCUAA
Molecule: messenger RNA, 2682 nt
Organism: Trichomonas vaginalis G3
Lineage: Eukaryota; Parabasalia; Trichomonadida; Trichomonadidae
Product: coagulation factor 5/8 C-terminal domain-containing protein family
Exons: 1
Coding region: 1-2682 (893 amino acids)
Biological process (GO): xylan catabolic process
Molecular function (GO): alpha-glucuronidase activity
Source: RefSeq, a predicted model, not a curated record